This is a messenger RNA of Vitrella brassicaformis, 1297 nucleotides long. Lineage: Eukaryota; Vitrellaceae. The record is from the annotation of a GenBank genome assembly.
GGAAAGGAGGCAAGGAGGACGUAGAACCCGUCCAAGAGGUAUGCCGGGAGGUGUGCAUGUUGAAAUCGAUAGAUGCGUCGUAUGUGUUGAUUGGGUCAGUCAUUCUUGCCUGUCUGCCUGUCUGCCCUGUCAGACCCCGCUGUGCCCUAUUGAUUCCAAGCACUGAUCUCUGCUGACUGAGCCAACCGUUCCUCAUCAACGCCGCCAUGUCUGACGCCGCGUCAAGCCACACCAUCUCCUCUGAGAUGCUGCAAAAAUCAUGGACGGUGCGCUCACAUCGACAGAGGGGCGCGGGUGUCUGUCCAUCUGCGAUGUCAUCAUGUGCACUCAGAAUUGCGUCGUGCGACGGACCGAGAGCGGCAGCAGUAUAAAAUGCGAAUCGAGGAGCUCACUGCUCAGAGAGAUGAGUGGAAGCAGCGCUGCCAGCAGGUACACAAACAUAGGCAAGAGACGAACACACAACUGUUUAAGUCCCGUGCGUGUGUAGGCCGAGGCGAAGCUGAAGGCCUUCGAGCAGGAGCCGACAUUGGCGAGUCUCCAUUGGGAGGGGGGCGUGUACCACGGCAAUGUCCGCAAUAAGAUGCCCCACGGCGAGGGCAUUCUGCGCACACUCGACGGCCAGAACUCAUUCUACGAGGGCCAAUGGGCGGACGGCAAACGACACGGCAAAGGCAAGCAAUACGCCCCAUGCCAGGUGUCCAACCAGCAACGCCAAAUGGAGACCAAAAUCUGUCUCGUGUAUGAGGGCGAUUGGCAAGACGGCCAGCGACAUGGCAAAGGCACUGAAUACGCCCCGUGCCAGGUGUACGACCAGCAAGGCCAACUGGAGACCAAGAUGUUUCUCGUGUACGAGGGCGAGUGGAAAGACGGCAAGCGAGAGGGACAGGGGAAGGCCUACUAAUGGAGUGCUGCGGCUGUGUUGUGUUUUGAGGGCGACUGGUGGGAGGGCCUGGCCCACAGCGGCACCCUCUUCCCUGACGGCGACUGGGUCGGACAGAAGAAGGCUGACGGCAGCCCACGGUGGCCCAUCAAGCCCAUCCAAUGGCAGGCCGGACAGAAGAUACCCAACACCAACCUGCGUGCCGGAUGGGGCAAAUUGCAUCAGUACCUGCAGUCUCGGGGUCUGACUGCGUAUUUCCCUAAUUGUGCACUGAGAUAGCGAGUGUGACACUCUGUCUGGUAAUAUCUCUGUUUGCAUCGAGGGAGAGAGAGGGAGCAGCUGUCGUCUGUGUUGAGUGUCUUGUGUUUCCAUGACGCGUUGCUCAGUCGGUGUGAAGAUAAGCGGUUGUGACUGAAG